Messenger RNA from Haliotis rufescens (red abalone), 789 nucleotides. Its product is annotated as nicotinamide N-methyltransferase-like. The transcript is spliced from 3 exons. The record is from RefSeq and is a predicted model, not a curated record. Gene Ontology annotation, cellular component: cytosol. Lineage: Eukaryota; Metazoa; Mollusca; Gastropoda; Lepetellida; Haliotidae. Gene Ontology annotation, molecular function: N-methyltransferase activity. The coding region runs from base 1 to 789 and encodes 262 amino acids.
AUGGAAGACACAAAAAUGUUCUACAGUGACGACUACCCUACAGAGUUUGACCCAAACUUUUACGUACAACUAUAUGAAGAUCCAGAGCCUAACCCAAUGUUUGGGGACCUAAUGUCAUUCACCCUGACCAAUUAUCACAAAACUUUUGACUCAGGUACUAUCAAAGGGAAGACGCUCUUGGAUAUUGGGACAGGUCCAACAAUACACAACAUCAUCAGCGCAGCACCACACUGUGAUAAUAUCUUCUUGUCAGAUUUCUGCCAGAGCAACAGGGACAUCUUAAAGCAAUGGCACGAAGGAUCUUUGGAAUUCAGUUUUGAUAAAAUCUUUGAUUUUGUACUCAGACAAGAAGGGAAAAGCAAAAGUGAUACCUCUGAGAGAGUGGCAAGCGUUAGAGACAAGAUUUGUGGGAUUCUACACUGCGACAUCAGGGACGAGAACCUUUUUUCGACCAACUUCCUUCCGCAGGUCGACAUCAUCACAUCAUCCCUCUGUCUGGAAGCAGUUGCCACAGACCAGGCCUCCUAUGAACGGUACGCCAGGAAUAUGGUCGGAAUGUUGAAACCCGGAGGCCACUUGGUCAUGUUUGGGUGUGUAGGAGGAACUUUCUACACACUGGGACCAAAGAGGUUCAUCAGUUUUGGGAUGUCGAGGGAUGAGUUGAAGUCUACGUGGAAGAAGGUUGGGAUUGAGAUCAUAUCCUGGGACGAGUGUGUACGACCCCAGCAAGAAUAUUACGAUGCGGAUGCCGCCUUUAGCAUGGUUGGGAGAAAGGUUCCAGACUUUUAA